This is a messenger RNA of Caenorhabditis auriculariae, 5791 nucleotides long. The record is from the annotation of a GenBank genome assembly. NCBI's taxonomy places the organism in Eukaryota, Metazoa, Nematoda, Chromadorea, Rhabditida, Rhabditidae.
AUGAACGUCCUUAUCAUCGGAAGCGGAGGACGCGAACAUGCGCUCGCAUGGAAACUCGAACAAUCGCUUCGUGUGAGAAAAGUGUAUAUGUCCCCUGGAAACUCGGCCCCUUUUGAACAUGCCGGUGAGUUCAGUGGUUUCGAAAUGUUGAAAUGAAAGUUCAAGCCGAGUUCUUUAGACGUCGAUUCAAAUGAUCCACUGUUCAUCGCGUCUUUCUGCGAAUGGACAGAAAUUGGCCUUAUUGUCAUUGGACCUGAAGCUCCACUUGCGGCAGGAAUAGUGGACGAGCUCAAAAAAUUAAUUCCAAAUGUCCUAGUGUUCGGACCAUGUACCGGAGGCGCGGCACUCGAGGUAUUUAGAACGUGCGAAACAAGCGAAAUGGAACAAUUUCAGAGUUCAAAGUCAUUUGCGAAAAGGUUCAUGAAAAUGGCCGAUAUCCGGACAGCCGACUAUCAAGUAUUCAAGCGAGGCGAAAGCUUUGAGGAGUUUUUGGACAGGUUUUGCUACGCAAACUUUUUUGAUAGAAAAAAUUCUUGCAGCUGCUCAUGGGAGGGAAUAGUUGUGAAAGACGAUGGGUUGGCCGCUGGGAAAGGAGUUAUUGUUGCGAAUACCAAGGAAGAAGCCAAGAAAGCCGCUGAGGAACUUUUUGAAGUGAAUUUAAAGACGACCAUUCGAAGGAAUUUUUUUGUUUACAGAACUCAAAUUGCCAUAGAAUUCUCUUCGAAGAGCGUCUUUUUGGCUAUGAAAUAUCGGUAGUAUAGAAAACUUAUAGAAAGGAAAAUAUAUACAAAACUUGCAGGCCUUAGCGUUCUUUGAUGGGAAAUCUUACUCAUUAAUGCCAUUCGUUCAAGAUCACAAAAGACUUCUCGACAAUGACCAAGGCCCUAAUACAGGUUUGAAAUUGUGCAGUUUUGUCACACAAACUUUCUCUCAUCAGGUGGAAUGGGCGUCAUAGCUCCUUUGGAAGUAUCUGACGAUUUGAGACGGCAAGUCGUAGACAUUUUCGACAAGACUCUGGACGAACUUUCUAAGCCUUACAUAGGUGCUGCCUUACUUACACAUACUUCAACAUACAAUAAUUUUGCAGGCGUCCUUUUUGCUGGAUUGAUGGUCGUACAGGAAGAGAUCUAUGUACUUGAAUACAACUGCCGUUUUGGAGACCCUGAAUGCGAAGUGAGUAAUUUUCAAAUAAUUGUUUAAUACUACUCCGAAAAUUUUCAGGUGUUGAUGCGCCUAUUAGAAACAGACCUCUGCGAUGUGUUGUUGUCCUGCACUUUGGGAACUUUGUCCACACUGGAUCUUCAAUGGAGUAAUCAGUUUGCCUGUGGAGUGGUUUUGGCAUCUGCGAAAUACCCCUACAGCUCGGAUAUAAAUACUCCGAUAACCUGUGAGCCAAAAAAGAGACUCCUCAGAAUGAAAACUUUAUUCAAGAUGUACCUCCGGACAAUUGCGUUGUUCGAACAUUUCACGCCGGUGCCAAACAAUUGAAUGAUCAAAGUAAGAUUUGAUGGACAAAAAAUUUCAACGAUUUCCUUUUAGUUGUUACGAAUGGCGGGCGCAUCAUGUGCGUAACCGCGUUAGCCGAUUCACUCGAAGAAGCACGAAAAAAGGCGAAUCAGGCAGCAGAAAGUGUUCGCUUCGAAGGGAAGCAGUUUAGAACGGAUAUCGGCGUCCGCCGAGAGCUGUGAGAUUUAUUUCAAUUUUAUUUUUAUAGUUCAAAUUUCAAGGAAAAAUUGUGUGACAUAUGCGGCGAGUGGUGUCAACAUUGAACAAGGCAAUGCGUUUGUCAGUGGUGUUAAAAAACUAACAUUGGCCACGCUUCUCCCAGGAACUGAGCAGGUUAGAUUGAGGGAUUUGCAAGCUUUCCAAUUAUUUGAUUUCUAAGAUUGGAGGGUUCGGAGCUCGCAUCGACUUGCCUAAGGCAGGAUUUCCUGCGAACACUCAGUUGGUGGUUGGGAUCGACGGCGUUGGCACAAAGCUCGAGGUGUUGCUCUCAAAAAUUAUUUUCAGUAGCUUCGAUUCGAGGAUUCACGCAUUUUUCAUUUCUAAGCCUGUUUGUACUGAAAGUUAGAACAAAAUUAAAGUCCAAAUCUUUACGAAUAAUUGCGAAAAUUUUUGCAUUGUUAAAGUAUAAUGAAACUUUGGAAAUUUAUUUCGUGAAUAACUGACCUAAAAAAUGAGAAAUUCUUUCAUUUUUCUAUCAAAAAGUUAGAACCUAUGAAUUAGCCUUUCAUCAUUAAAAUUAACCACAGCAUAAGUUGUGCAGGCUACAAGGUGCCAUGACUAUACCAAAAAAAUGAAUUGAACCAAUCGUUUGAGUUUCAAAUUUGCGAUUUCCUCUGUUUCGUCAAACUCUCUUGCAAAGACUGAAAACUUUUUCUUCACAAAAAAACAAAAAUCAUCAAUUUUUUUUGUUAUUAAUUCAAAAAAAUGUCAAAUCAAGGUUGCAACCGUGAUGAACGACUUCUCAAUGAUCGGCCAUGAUGUCGUUGCCAUGUGCGUCAACGACGUUCUGUGUCAUUGUGCCCAACCGAUCGCCUUCCUGGACUACUACGUCUGCGGGAAACUUGAUCGGGAAAUAGCAACCAAAGUGGUCGCUUCGAUUGCUGAGGCUUGUCUUGAGGCACAAUGCUCGCUGAUUGGUGAUGAGUUUUGUCGGAACAAUUUUAUAAAAUUUUUUUCCAGGGGGAGAAACGGCAGAAAUGCCUGGAGUCUAUUUCCCGCACCAAUGGGACCUGGCAGGCUGCGCGAUUGCAGCGCGCAAAGCUUCUUGGCCCAAUCUACCGGAGUCUGGGAAGUGAGUAAAAAAGUUUUGCUUCGACCAUAAUUACUUUUUUUCAGAAUAGAGAAAGGUGAUUUUAUAUUGGGUUUGAGCUCAAAUGGUCUCCAUUCGAAUGGAUUUUCUCUGGCGAGGAGCAUCUUGAAAGUAAAUGGAGUUUCAUAUGACAGAGCGACUCCAUGGAACAAAGAGAAAUCUUUUGGUAACUUUAUUUUGAACAAACUGCAGACCUCUGACAAUUUUAGGUGAGAUCCUGUUGGCUCCGACCAAAAUUUACGUGAAAUCGGUACUCCCCGUUUUGAAAACUGGUCUGGUUAAAGGAUGUGCGCACAUCACAGGAGGCGGACUCUUGGAGAACAUCGUUCGUGUGACCGACCCGAAUUCUGAUAAUGCUGUUGAAGUAAACUUUUUUCUCUUUUUCUGAUCAUCUAUUCUCUGAAACUAAAAUAUUGCGCACAGAUGUUGAGAAUUUCAAUUAAUACGUUCAUAAAGCGAUUGAGAGAAAUCACAAAAAUUCAUAAUAAACUUGAAAAUAAAAUAACAUUUCCUGGAAGGUCUCUUCAAUUUUGUAUAUUGAAGAUAGAUUGUGCGUCGUGGCCGUUGCCGGAGAUUUUCCAGUGGUUGGCCUGUCACGGUCCAGUGAGCCCCACAGAAAUGCUCAAAACGUUCAAUUGGUAUUGUUUAUUGAAGUAUUCAUGUCUAUUUCUGUUUUCAGUGGCAUCGGAAUGGUUCUGAUCGUUUCUCAAUCCGUAAUAAAUGAAGUAGAGCGUCAUCUUUUUGAAUUUGAUCUUGAAAUUCGCCGUAUUGGGAUGAUCGUUGAGAAACAAGGAGGUGCGUCAUUAUUUUUAAGAAAAAAAAAUUUUACUCUUUUGAAGACGAACUCAUCACGUUCAAAAACAAAAGCUCUCUCUUUAACUACAAAGCAUAUCCCCGUUGCGAAAGGAGAAAAGUCAAGGUAAGAUAAUUUCCGUGAUUAAAAAGUUGUGAAAACGUUCUUUUCCAGGUGGCGAUUUUAAUUUCUGGGGUCGGCUCAAAUAUGGUGAAGCUGAUCGAAAGGUCUCGACAGGCAGACAGCAACUGCGAGGUACCUUAUAAUUUUUUGAAAGUCAAGGCUCAAUGAGCUUUUAAGAUUGUGAUAGUGGUGUCAAACAACAAAGACGCACCAGGACUGAAGACCGCCGCUAGUAUGGGAAUCCGAACGGCUGUGAAUGAGCACACCAGAGAUCGCGUGACAGGCGACCGCAAACUAUACGAGGUUUAAUUUUCGAGAGAAUCCGCUUAUCAAUUAUUAGGUUGUUAACUAAGUUUCUUUCUUUUUUGAAUGGUUUUUUCGAAAAAUUUUUCAACCAAAAAAGCGCUUCUUACAAUUCUGCUGUUCAUAGUAUUUACUACCACACAAUCUUAAAUUCAGGUUAAAGUUUAUUUUAUUCCUGUAACAGUAAACAGAAAAAGAAUACAACUUUUUGUUCGAACUUGAAAAAUCUCGAUUUUUGGAAAGUUAUGCGAUUUUAUUUUUGAUCUUACUUUUUCAAUUUUUUUAUUUGAAUAAAUGCAAAAAAAAUAAUUUGAGGAUUUGUUCUUUCUCAUGAAACUUUUCGUUUGCUCCCAAAAACUUUGAAAAAUGAGUUACUUAUUCAAAAGCCAGAUCAGGCGAAUUUGUGAUUGGCCUACAUUGCUGAAACAAUGCGCGUCCUGUUUUUCCCCGGAAUAAAUUUGUAAUUAUUUAUCAGUUUUUAAAGUUUUUGAAAAAAAUUAUAAGCGUAACAUUAGCAACCGGCAGCUACCGUGAUACUCGAGGAUUUUAUUUUACAGCCUUUUUUCAUCAAAAAAUGUUUAUAGCACCAGGGCAGUGGUUUCUAUCCUUUCUCAAUUUUUCUUUUCUUUUGCUAUCUCUUAAGUUAAUAAAAAUAAGUAAAACAAAGGUCACUGCAGCCAUGCGUCAAAGCAGAAGCGGUUCAACUGAGUUUCUCCGACCUAAAAUUUUAAGAAACCUCAACGAACUGAAAUGACAGUUCGAUGAACUUCUGUAGGCUCUCUGACGGCGUCAAACGUUUAGAUCUUUUGGGAGAAGGAGUGACUGGAUCAAACCAUGUCUGUAAUAACUAAUCACAAAAAAUGGAGCUUCCUUAAACCGUUUAUGAAAAAAGCGUCUAAAUGCUCACCAUGUCAUUGUCAUUGAUCACUGACCAAAACUUUAAAAAAAAAGGAUUUUCGGGCUGGUUUCUCGUUUAAAAAGUCCGCUUUCCUACUAUAUUUGUACUUCCAUCCUUUCUCGUUGUCCGCAACUACAAAGCAUUGAAUCAUAGAUUUUUUUUGGAUGAAACAAAAAAAUUAUUUCGAAAAGGGGUUGAAAUCGAGUUAGUUCCCCUUUUUUGACUAUAUCAUUGCUUGUUUUGAAGUCAGGAACUCGAAAAGUAACUGUCAUGUUAACAGAUAGCUGAUGAUGGCAGUGAAAAAGUUGUUUACUGUUUGAAUCCAAGUUUGAAAAGUUAUACACCAAGAAAAACUCAACCGAAAAAGAAAGAAACUUAGUAAACGACCUAAUAGAACAACUUCAAGAUUUUGAACAAUCUCGGCGUCGAAAUGAUCUGUUUGGCCGGAUACAUGCGCAUCUUGGCCGAGAAGUUCGUAAUAAAGUUCAAAAAUCGGAUCAUCAAUGUCCACCCUUCUUUACUACCUGCUUUCAAAGGCAUGCAAUUUCUUCAGAAAAUGUUUAUUACUUGUUUGCUUGAAGGGAAAAACGCUCUUCACGAUGCUUUGGCCGCAGGUGUGAAAAUCGUUGGUUGCACUGUCCACUUUGUCGAUGUAAGUUGAAAUGAUCGAAACUCUAAUUUUUCAUUUAUUCAACAGGAGCUCGUGGAUCAUGGACCGAUCAUUGCCCAACAAGCAAUCAACGUCGAGGAUGGUGACACCUAUGAAAGUCUUCAAAAGAAGAUCCAAUGCAAGGAGCAUAUUAUUUUUCCCGAGUCGAUGAACCAAAUUGCCAACAAGAUUUUGCAGAGUAGCCUUUAA